Coprinopsis cinerea okayama7#130 is the source of this 2739-nucleotide messenger RNA. RefSeq lists its product as hypothetical. The record is from RefSeq and is a predicted model, not a curated record. The transcript has 2 exons. Bases 1 to 2739 code for a protein of 912 amino acids. NCBI's taxonomy places the organism in Eukaryota, Fungi, Basidiomycota, Agaricomycetes, Agaricales, Psathyrellaceae.
AUGCCGUCGCGGAUAUUAACAUGGGAGGACCGAACGUGGUAUUCUCCCAACUGCCUCAGGGACAUUAGAAUCAACCUCGAGGAAACGAGAAACCCGUUCCAAGAAGUAACAAAGGCCGGCCGUAAGAAAUCCAAAUAUCGUGACUUGCUCCUCGAACCUCGUCCUUGGGACAUGGCGUUCGGGUGGACGUCAUUUCUUCCAAUGCAGCCCAAUUUUCGAGGAUAUCCUUUCGAUUGGCUCAACAUCAUCCCGGACCCCGUCCCUGAUGACAACAACGCAGACAAGAUUAGAAUGCCGUCAGAUAUGAUGGAAAUCUGGAAAUGGAUAGAGCGAGAGCUCUACAAGGCAGUUACGAAGCUCAAGUCAUCCUACGAAAUCCCGAUGGUCCUGCCAUUUAUGCCCUGGGCUCACGGGUAUUGCUGGAAGUUCAACGCGUCGGACAAGCCCAGAUAUUUUAAGUGCCUCAAGGCGUCUCGCGACUGGUUUGCGGUCUGGAUGGGUGCAUUGUCGUACCUCACCGCCAUGGCCCGAUGGAAGCAGGAGAAAAGGUUGUUUAAUGGGUAUCAUGGGAUGCCACCUUGGCACGAAGUACUGGUCGGACAUGUGGACCCAUCGUUUCUCGACCAAAUACACAACACGCAAAUCCUCGAUUACUCCUGCAACUGUCCACGGCUAGGAUCCAUCCUUCCUUCUCUUGCAUUUCACCCCGAUCAGCCACCGCCGCUUUGGUUCGAACAUUUCCACGUUCCCAUCUGGUACCCCUACGAUGACCAUACGAAACGCACUCCACCUCCGCGCCCGGCCAUCGCUCUUCCCCCGGAACCCGCCGCCAGUAGUCGACAAGCACCAGUCGAUCCACUCGCGGCCAAUCCACCUCCUCUAGAAGCCGAAGCUAUCCCAAGCUCGCAGCCACCUGCUGUUGAUAUACAGCCAGCGGGACGGCCUGCUUGGGAACUUCAUUUCGAACGUCAUGAACAACUACAUCGCAGGAUGAUGGAAAGGGAGACCCCGAAAGAUCGCCAAAGACGCGAGGCUCGUGCAGCCAACCCAGCCUAUUCCAAUGUCCGGGUUUUCGAAUGGGUCCGCUCCGACGACGACAGUCGAGUCUGGCAACGGCAGCCAACCACGAAAAAAUACAGCGCAGAGACCCUGUCCAGGUAUCGGGCCAACCAGAGGAAGUACGAUCCGUUCUGUCAAGAAUGGGAUUGUUGUGAUGAAUGGGGAGAAUCGAGCGGACCAUCUCAACAUGAGAGGGUUGUGAUAGUUGAAGGCGAUUCGGAUGAUGACUCUGACUACUUCGAGAAUUACUUCACCCCUUCCGUCCCCCAACCCAACAAGACCUCUACUUCGAGUGGCGAGCCUGUAGACGACAGCGACGAAGGUACUGAGGAAGUGAAGGCCUCGAAAUUGCCUCGGCCCACCUCACCCACUUCCAUUGGCACAAGCAACGACUCCGCCGACACAUUCCCCUCUUCCCCUUUCGACGGCUCACAUGGUAACAUCUUCGAGCCCUUGCCUCCUAUUUCGAAUGCCGUUCCUACCCUGGUCCGAAACGAAGAAAACGUGACCAUUUAUUAUGUUGAUCCUUGGGAUAGACUCGCCGCCAGCUUGCAGGAUGAAGUCUCUAGGAUUCUUGGACUGUUCUACGGAUUCGUCCCUCCCCUUCUGACGGACCAAGCGAAUAUGGAGAAUUUGGCUCGCGCUCCUCGAGGGCUUUUCCUGCGUUUGGUGGGGAUGGCGAAGGACGAGGACCGGCCUGAGGCAUACUUCAACACACCCCACUUUGCAGCCGCCAUCUCAUUCGUCCAGGCCCUCAUGCAAGGGAAGCUCCCACCGCAAUCAACCUGGGACCUCAAAAAUGACAAUGUCAAAUGCUUGAAGGUCACUUCUUCAGUGAAGGUUAUCAGCAUCUACACUCUUUCCCCUGACGAGAAGAAAAGAGCAGACAUUGGAGAAGGGGAUUCAGUGGAUCGGCUGUACUUUUUCGACCCCCCUCACUCUCCCGUCCCUUGGAAGCUUGCCGUCCGCAAUGCUCAUGAUGCGCUAUUGGUCGCGCGACUUCUUGAGACGUCAAACAUCGUUGAUACUGCCAUGAGCCUGGUAGAGCAGGGUGUCUCAUUCAAGAUAUUCCUACCUAGGCGCAUGCUCGUCCCUCGCCGCUACAAAUGCCCGAUCGUCCACCGCCUGCCCACCAGGAAACGGGAACAUUAUUUCACCCAGGAAGACUACGAGAGCUACAUCCAUACCCGGACCGUCCUGCUUCAGAAACCCAAUAUGCAGGCGGCUCUGCGGCGCGGUGGCAUGGUUUGGAGGCUUGCGAUUGCUACUCUCGGCUUAUCCGAUGCCUUGAAGCCCGCGACAGGCUGUGGGGCCAUGAUGUCUGUUCCACUUGACGGUUCUUGUGAUCUUGUAGAGGAUGGGCUUACCCUUGAUGAGUUGGAUCUCUUGUGCGGGGCCUACGAAUGCAUUGACCAGGAUGGACAGGUUGCGUUAAAAUCUUGGUGGCCUUUGACGAGAUACUAUGAGAAAGAAGAGUGUGGAGAAAACUACGGACGGUGGUGUCAACGCAGGGAGAGAUGGUACUUGAACAGGCUUGAGAAGAUUGAAAAAUCGGAGGCCCAACCGCUCACAUACACCGAAUGGAAGAGUAGUCAAAGAGGGCACCCGUCUAUUCGCAAGUUUCACAAGGCAAUCGAAUCCCGCAGCGCCGAGUUCAUUGCCGAUCUGCUCCGUACAUAG